Panthera uncia (snow leopard) is the source of this 1438-nucleotide messenger RNA. RefSeq names its product carboxypeptidase A1 (gene CPA1). Bases 62 to 1342 code for a protein of 426 amino acids. NCBI's taxonomy places the organism in Eukaryota, Metazoa, Chordata, Mammalia, Carnivora, Felidae. The transcript has 10 exons. Gene Ontology annotation, molecular function: metallocarboxypeptidase activity; zinc ion binding. The record is from RefSeq and is a predicted model, not a curated record. Gene Ontology annotation, biological process: proteolysis.
AAGGACCCGGGAGACCUGGGAGAGUUUAAAAAGCCCCGGGACCUUCUCUCGGCCUCAGUUGAUGUUCCCAGCUGGCUGCAGCAUGAGGGGGCUGCUGAUUUGGAGUGUGCUGCUAGGGGCUGUCCUUGGCAAAGAGGACUUUGUGGGGCACCAGGUGCUCCGAAUCUCUGCUGCCGAUGAAGCCCAGGUCCAGAAGGUGAAGGAGUUGGAGGACCUCGAGCACCUGCAGCUGGACUUCUGGCGGGGCCCUGGCCAGCCCGGCUCUCCCAUCGACGUCCGAGUGCCCUUCCCCAGCAUCCAGGCUGUCAAGGCCUUCCUGGAGGCCCACGGCCUCGGGUACACGAUCAUGAUUGAGGACGUGCAGUCGUUGCUGGACGAGGAGCAGGAGCAGAUGUUCGCCUUCCAGGCCCGGUCCCGCUCCACCGACACCUUCAACUACGCCACCUACCACACCCUGGAGGAGAUCUACAGCUUCAUGGAUAUGCUGGUGGCCGAGCACCCACAGCUUGUGAGCAAGCUCCAGAUCGGCAACACCUACGAGGGGCGUCCCAUCUAUGUGCUGAAGUUCAGCACCGGGGGAAACAACCGUCCCGCCAUCUGGAUCGACACGGGGAUCCAUUCCCGGGAGUGGGUUACCCAGGCCAGCGGGGUCUGGUUUGCCAAGAAGAUCACACAAGACUAUGGCCAGGACUUCACUCUCACUGCCAUUCUUGAUUCCAUGGACAUCUUCCUGGAGAUUGUCACUAACCCUGAUGGUUUUGCCUUCACCCACAGCAAGAAUCGCAUGUGGCGCAAGACUCGAUCCCUCACACCGGGCUCCUCCUGUGUUGGGGUGGACCCCAACCGGAACUGGGAUGCUGGCUUUGGGAUGGCCGGAGCCAGCAGCAACCCCUGCACGGACACUUACCGUGGCAAGUUUGCAAAUUCCGAAGUGGAGGUCAAGUCCAUCGUGGACUUUGUGAAGAGCCAUGGGAACAUCAAGGCCUUCAUCUCCAUCCACAGCUACUCCCAGCUCCUCCUGUAUCCCUACGGCUACAAGGCAGAGCCAGCCCCCGACCGGGACGAGCUGGAUCAGCUGGCCAAGUCUGCUGUGACGGCCCUGGCCUCUCUGUAUGGGACCAAGUUCAAGUACGGCAGCAUCAUCAAAACGAUUUACCAAGCCAGCGGAAGCACCAUCGACUGGACCUACAGCCAGGGCAUCAAGUACUCCUACACCUUCGAGCUCCGGGACACGGGGCGCUAUGGCUUCCUGCUGCCGGCCUCCCAGAUCGUCCCCACGGCCCAGGAGACGUGGCUGGCGCUUCGGACCAUCAUGGAACACACCCUGAAUCACCCCUACUGAACUGGUCCUUCGGCCCUCUCUUCUUCCUCCUCUCUGGCCCCACCCGGGCGACCAAAUAAAGUCUGAGUGUAAGUGGAACAGAAUCUUGGGGGCUCA